This is a messenger RNA of Peromyscus eremicus (cactus mouse), 1862 nucleotides long. Its product is annotated as probable G-protein coupled receptor 141. Gene Ontology annotation, molecular function: G protein-coupled receptor activity; oxysterol binding. The transcript has a single exon. The record is from RefSeq and is a predicted model, not a curated record. NCBI's taxonomy places the organism in Eukaryota, Metazoa, Chordata, Mammalia, Rodentia, Cricetidae. The coding region runs from base 7 to 924 and encodes 305 amino acids. Gene Ontology annotation, biological process: G protein-coupled receptor signaling pathway. Gene Ontology annotation, cellular component: membrane.
UGAAGAAUGGACAAAUUUAAUACCUCUGAGAAUUCCUCUUGUGAUCCUAUACUGGCACACCAUUUAACCUCACUUUACUUCAUAGUGCUCAUUGGAGGGCUGGCAGGGCUCAUCUCCAUCCUGUUCUUGCUGGUGAAAAUGAACUCACGUUCAGUGACCACCAUGGCAGUCAUUAACCUGGUGGUGGUCCAUGGGUUAUUCCUGCUGACUGUGCCUUUCCGCUUGGCAUACCUCAUCAAGGGGACUUGGACAUUUGGAUUACCCUUCUGCAAAUUUGUGAGUGCCAUGCUGCAUAUACACAUGUACCUCACCUUCUUCUUCUACGUGGUGAUACUGGUCAUCAGGUACCUCAUCUUCUUCAAGCGCAGAGACAAAGUAGAAUUCUAUAGAAAACUGCAUGCAGUUGCUGCCAGUACUGCUAUGUGGCUUUUGGUGAUUGUCAUUGUGGUGCCCCUGGUGGUUUCUCAGUAUGGAAAUAAUGAAGAAUACAAUGACCAACACUGCUUCAGAUUCCAUAAAGAACUUGCCCGUGAUUAUGUACAAGUUGUCAACUAUAUGAUAGUCAUUAUUGUCAUAACCAUUGCGAUGAUUCUCUUGGGUUUCCAAGUCUUCAUUACAUUGUCCAUGGUUCGGAAGCUUCGACACUCCUUACUGUCCCACCAGGAGUUCUGGGCUCAGCUGAAAAAUCUGUUCUUUAUAGGCAUAAUCCUUAUUUGUUUUCUUCCCUACCAGUUCUUCAGGAUUUAUUACUUGUACGUAGUGGCACACUCCAAGAACUGUAAAAACAAAGUUGCAUUUUACAAUGAAAUCUUCUUAAGCACAACAGCCAUCAGCUGCUAUGACUUGUUGCUCUUCGUCCUUGGAGGAAGCCAUUGGGUUAAGCAAAAGAUUAUUGACCUAUGGAAUUGCCUUUUAUGCUAUUAGCCAAGACUACUACAGCAAUCAUUUCUUCCUGUUGGGAAUGGGAAUAAGCAAGGGAGGAAAGAAUGGCUUUGCAUUGCUUGAUCAAAACCUUGCCUUGGCCCAGACAAAGAAAAGGAAUAAAAAGUAUCCAAGUGCUUCCUGUAAAAAAUGUCCAUGCAAAGACCAGUUGUAGUGAACCUACGUGGAAUUGCAAUUGCGUUAUUUUCGAACAUAGUGGUUGCUUGCUCCAUCUGGAAAACACAGGUCUGCUGGAUGCUGAAGUUCUAUCAGGGCAUGGUGACUUCCUGGGUUUGAGACACGCUUUUCCCUGCCAGGCUUUGGGUUGCAGUUAGGUGAAGAGUUAUUUUCAGUCCACUUCUCCUUCCAAAGGCUAAUCCUGGUUAUCAAACAGCUCCAAAGAGAUCGAGUCCACUUGUUGUACCAGACAAAUUGCCACAACCAACAUAAGCAGCCUGGCAAAAGAGCCAGGCAAGUGGAGGAGUAAGAAACUUUUCUGUAUCAUCCUAACUUUGGAGGGAGCAGCGGGACUUCUGCUUUAACAAGCUUUCUAGCCUUGCCCUUCUGAAGGUUGUGUUUAAGGACGUGAGUAAUGAACUCUCAUCAAUCACUCUCUGGAAAUUCUCCGUAACCUUAUUAAGACGCCGAAGUAAUGGUGAAAGUCUAACUUAUAGAAUUCUCCUGGACAGUGUCCUGCUCACAGAGAAAUGAAUGGCAAUACAGGAUAAUUAACCUUUUUUCCUUUCCUGUUUUUGAAAGAAUUUUUAUGUCUUGGUCCACAAUUAAUGCAUUUUCCCCAUUUGAAGAUAAGAAGUUAUACUGUAGUAAUUAAGUUGCACUCCAUUCUUAAAAAUCAUAUGUUUUUAAAACAAAACCUGUAUUUUUGAGCAAAAAGAACUUCUGGGGAAAAUAUGGAAUAGUCCUUAAUUUAGAAUACAUGA